GAGAUCACACCAGUGGCCUCCAGCCUGGACAACAGAGCAAGACUCUAUCUCCAAACAACAACAACAACGACAAAAAUGAACCUUGUGUGGGCCCAAUUUAUUACCUAUAUUAUGAUUACAUUUUAUAGAUUAUAUAAUUUUAUUCUAAUAAUGGGAGAUGGAUGAAUCACAGUAAAAUGUUUAAGGUAAAACAUUUCACUGUUUUUUGGAAAUAGUUUUUCUGUGUUAGUUAAAGGGAAACUGUUACCACAAGCUUACUUUAUCAAGAAUCAGGAAGUUCUAUGAGAUCAGUAUUAGAUUAAAACUGUCGUUUUGAGUAGAAGACUACAUAUUUUAGGUAUCCGGUUAGAAAACAUACUUGUCAGAAUUGUCUGGCUGGAUUAAUUUGCUAAUUUGACCUUCUUCAUCAUUUGAUGUGAUGCCAGAUACUAACAGCACAAUUAACUUAUCACUAAGCACUCGUAUUACUUUAGCGUUUUUUAUGUCCUUACUAGCUUUUGCCAUAAUGCUAGGAAAUGCUGUGGUCAUUUUAGCUUUUGUAGUGGACAAAAACCUUAGACAUCGAAGUAGUUAUUUUUUUCUUAACUUGGCCAUCUCUGACUUCUUUGUGGGUGUGAUCUCCAUUCCUCUGUACAUCCCUCACAUGCUGUUCGAAUGGGAUUUUGGAAAGGAAAUCUGUGUAUUUUGGCUCACUACUGACUAUCUUUUAUGUACAGCAUCUGUAUACAACAUUGUCCUCAUCAGCUAUGAUCGAUACCUGUCAGUCUCAAACGCUGUGUCUUAUAGAACUCAACAUACUGGGAUCUUGAAGAUUGUCACUCUGAUGGUGGCCGUUUGGGUGCUGGCCUUCUUAGUGAAUGGGCCAAUGAUUCUAGUUUCAGAGACUUGGAAGGAUGAAGGUAGUGAAUGUGAACCUGGAUUUUUUUCGGAAUGGUACAUCGUUGCCAUCACAUCAUUCUUGGAGUUCCUGAUCCCAGUCAUCUUAGUUGCUUAUUUCAACAUGAAUAUUUAUUGGAGCCUGUGGAAGCGUGAUCAUCUCAGUAGGUGCCAAAGCCAUCCUGGACCGACUGCUGUCUCUUCCAACAUCUGUGGACAGUCAUUCAGAUGUGGACUAUCUUCAAGGGGAUCUCUUUCUGCAUCGACAGAAAUGCCUGUGUCCCUUCAUUCAGAGAGACAGAGGAGAAAGAGCAGUCUCAUGUAUUCCUUAAGAACCAAGAUGAAUAGCAAUAGAAUUGCUUCCAAAAUGGGUUCCUUCUCCCAAUCAGAUUCUGUAGGUCUUCACCAAAGGGAGCAUGCUGAACUGCUUAGAGCCAGGAGAUUAGCCAAGUCACUGGCCAUUCUCUUAGGAGUCUUUGCUGUUUGCUGGGCUCCGUAUUCUCUGUUCACAAUUGUUCUUUCAUUUUACUCCUCAGAGACAGGUUCUAAAUCCGUUUGGUACAGAAUUGCAUUUUGGCUUCAGUGGUUCAAUUCCUUUGUCAAUCCUCUUUUGUAUCCAUUGUGUCACAAGCGCUUUCAAAAGGCUUUCUUGAAAAUAUUUUGUAUAAAAAAGCAACCUCUACCAUCACCACACAGUCGGUCAGUAUCUUCUUAAAGACAAUUUUCUCACUUCUGUAAAUUUUAGUCUCAAUCUCACCUAAAUGGAUUAGGUCUGCCCUUUAUCUUGCCCUUUUCAUUCUACCAACAGAUCUGCACUUUGAAGUCAAUGGAAAAUUACUCCAGUGAAUAAUAGCAGUAUAAUUAUGACUUGAUAAUAUUGUUGUAAACUUGUAGUCAUAAUAGUACUAUAUUCUUCUUAGUCUUCACCUCUUCCUUGUCUUUUAGAUCUUUAUAUCAUGCUGAUUACAAAAAUCCAGUUUUGUUUUCUAUGUUCCAUGUAUAAUACAAUCUCAAGUGAAUUUCUCUUUUUUAUUUUAUAGUAACAGAAACUUAUCCAGUUUGAAAAUCAUUCCCUAAAGCAUUGCAGUAGGAAAAAGAACCUCCUGGCUGGUACUGCCCAACUCUGUUCUGAUCAGUGGGUGGGUGAGGUAGGGUUUGAGUUGGCAAGAGCAGGGAACGGGGAUGUGCCCAGGUGAGCUCCUGUGUGUGUCCAGAUUUUAUAUUCCUAAUCCCAGUAAGGAAGAAAGCGUAGUGUGGGAGAGGAAAGAGUUGAUGAUGGCAGCUCUCAAAGGUCCUCAGUGAAGUUAUUUUGGAGGCCCUGGUGGUCACAGGAUCAGAAGGCAAGGGAUAGGCAAUUGUCACCAAUGGCUGAAAGUAUGGCUUGUCCCAUUUCUUCCUGUUCUCUUCUUCCAGCUUCCACAUCAGCUUCCUUUUGUGAGAAAAUAUGGAAGAGGAAGGCUAAGAGAUGCUGAAGGGACUAUAUGAUUUAACUAGAUAGACCUCGUGUACAGUCACUGAACUAGUAGAUGUCAAUAAUUAUUAUUUUUUAAAAAUUUUAUUUGUUGACUGGUCAUGGUGGCUCACGCCUAUAAUCCCAGCACUUUGGGAGGCCAAGACAGGUGGAUCAUGAGGUCAGGAGAUCUAGACCAUCCUGGCCAACAUAGUGAAACACCAUCUCUACUAAACUACAAAAAAUUGGGUGGGUGUGGUGCUGCAUGCCUGUAGUCCCAGCUACUCGGGAGGCUGAGGCAGGGGAAUCGCUGAAUCUGGGAGGCAGAGGUUGCCAGCCUGGCGACAGAGCAAGACUUUGUCUAAAAAAAAAAACAAAACAAAACUAUUUGUUUAAAACAGCAUACAGCAUCUUGCUUUGUCUCCCAGGCUGGAGUGUAGCAAUGCAAUCAUAGCUCACUGUGGCCUUGAACUUCUCGGCUCAAGCAAUCCUCCUGCCUCGUCUUCCCAAGUAUGUAGGACUACAGGUACUCGCCACCACACCUGGAUAAUUAAAAAAUUAUUUUUGUAGAGAUGAAGUCUCACUGUGUUGCCCAGGUUGGAUGUCAAUAAUUAUUAAAACAAAUUUUUUUUAAAGUUUUUUUGAGACAGACUCUUGCUCUGUCACCCAGGCUGGAGUGCAGUAGCGUGAUCAGGGGUCACUGCAAUCUCUGCCUCCCAGGUUCAAGCAAUUCUUGUGCCUAAGCCACCUGAGUAGCUGGGAUUACAGGUGCAUGCCACCAUGCCUGGCUAAUUUUGGUAUUUUUAGUAGAGAUGAGGUUUUGCCAUGUUGGCCAAGCUGGAAUUUUUUUUUUAUUUUGAUAAGACAGGGUCUUGCCAUGUUGGUCAGCCUGGUCUCAAACUCCUGGGCUGAAACAACCCUCCCGCCUUGGCCUCCCAAAGUGCCUGGAUUAUGGGCACAAGCCACCACAAUAAUUAUUGCCUGGAUGUCAAUUAUUAUUUUAAAAUGUUGUUGUAUUUAUUUAAUGUUUUUAAUGCAUGUGCCCAAUAUUUUACAUUGCACUGCUCAGAGAUAUUCCUUUAUUAUGUAGUUAGUAUAGAUUAUACUUUACAGAUGAUUCACAUUUUAUUAGUUUGGUGAUGUUUUGUCCUUUUUAAAAAUUUUCUUUUGAGAUGGGGUCUUGCUCUAUUGCCCAUGCAGGAGUGCAGUGGCAUGCUCUCAGCUCACUGCAGCCUUGACUGCCUGGGCUCCAGCAAUCUUCCUACUUCAGCCUCUGGAGUAGCUAGGACCAUAGGCACUUGCCACCACACCCCACUAAAAAGAUUUUAAAUUGUUCUCUUUCUUGUAAUGUUCUCUGCCUGUCUUUGUCACAAAAUUUCAUUUUUCUCAUAGUUAAUUUCAUCUCUCCAAUAAGAUUUUAAUGGUUUUUCUUUUAUAACUUUGCAGUUCUUACACCGUUUAGUCAUUUUCAUGUUUCUUAGAAACUUUAAACCUUUGAUUAACUUCAAACAUUAAAAUACAAAAGUCUUUUAAGUACAUGAGUGCUUAGAAAUGUACAUAAUGUUUAUAUACCCUUAUGCCUUAUUAAAGUUCAAUAUGAGAAAUAUGUGUUUAACGUUCAAUAAUAAUUUGAAAAAUUUGAGAAGUAAACUCUCAUAAAUGCA
This is a messenger RNA of Macaca mulatta (Rhesus monkey), 3990 nucleotides long. RefSeq names its product histamine receptor H4 (gene HRH4). Gene Ontology annotation, cellular component: plasma membrane; synapse; dendrite. Gene Ontology annotation, molecular function: G protein-coupled serotonin receptor activity; G protein-coupled acetylcholine receptor activity; histamine receptor activity. The record is from RefSeq and is a predicted model, not a curated record. NCBI's taxonomy places the organism in Eukaryota, Metazoa, Chordata, Mammalia, Primates, Cercopithecidae. Gene Ontology annotation, biological process: adenylate cyclase-inhibiting G protein-coupled acetylcholine receptor signaling pathway; G protein-coupled receptor signaling pathway, coupled to cyclic nucleotide second messenger; positive regulation of cytosolic calcium ion concentration.